Messenger RNA from Empidonax traillii (willow flycatcher), 929 nucleotides. Its product is annotated as zinc finger protein 692-like. NCBI's taxonomy places the organism in Eukaryota, Metazoa, Chordata, Aves, Passeriformes, Tyrannidae. The transcript is spliced from 5 exons. The coding region runs from base 28 to 585 and encodes 185 amino acids. The record is from RefSeq and is a predicted model, not a curated record.
CCCGCCUCGGUGGCGGCUGUGCUCACCAUGUCCCUGCCAACAAAGAGGUGUGGAAGGCCCCCGGUGUUGUCCUUCCUGGAAAAGAAAAAGAGAAAGCAAAGUCUUGAUAGAAGAAGGGGGAAAACGAGGAUUUAUGUGGGCAGUCACAUUGAGCGAUGGCUGACGCUUAAGGAGAAGUUGGAUUUCAGGAACGAUGCAGAAGUUGCAGGGUUUUUAUUGGACUUGUAUGACAGCCACGACCCAUUGUCAAAAGCCCCGCUCUGUCCCCUCCCUGAGGGUAUCAGAAGGAUCACUGUGAAGGAAGAAAGAGCUUUGUCAGGCAGCACAUCUUUAAUAGCAGCAGAUGGAACGUAUGACAACAAUGACCAGCUGCCUAAAGAAUCUGCCUGUUCUGGAGUGGGAGAUAUGAGAGUCGUGACUGUGAAGGAGGAGCGAGAGACACCCCGGGACGGCGCGUUGGCAGGGGCAGAUGACACAAGUUCACGUCAUUCACGCUCUGAUUCAUUAUCUAGAAAUGUCUUGGUGCGUAAGAGAUACUCCAGUUCUUCUGAGGGAAACGUCAGAGAGAUUUUGGAAAAGCUGUGAGGGUUCACACAGCAAAAACACUUGUUCAGUGGCUGCCUUCCCUAGCUGUGUCCAAGGUUCACGAGUGAACAAGGAAAUAGCCGGUACUUUCCACGUGUCCUCCUCAGCAGUUGGGUAUUUGCAGUAGUACAGUGUCCAGGCAAGUGCAGCUGCCUGUGCUUUACCCUUUCUCCGAAGAAAACUGUUUUGUUGUUGACUGAGUGAUGUUGCACACUGAGUGAUGUGUUAAACUAUCUAAAACUAGUGCUGUGCUCAGCGAGGCCACCCCACCAUCGGCUGCUGGUCUGUGUUACUGCAGUGUCUCCAGUAACUGAGGCAUUCCCAUUGAGAUCAGAGGAGCCUCC